GACGGGCCGGGCCAUGGCCGACGACUUCGGCUUCUUUUCCUCGUCCGAGGGGGCCGGCGCCGAGGAGGACCCGGCCGCCGCCUUCCUGGCCCAGCAGGAGAGCGAGAUCGCCGUCAUCGAGAACGACGAGGGGUUCGGGCCGACCGACGGCGAAUCGGCCACCGCCCCGGCCGGGCAGGCGGCCCCGCCGGAACCGGCUGGUUUCCAGAAUGGAGGAGCCACUGUCAAUGGAGAUGUCUUUCAGGAGUCCAACGGCCCCACAGAUGCCUACGCAGCCAUAGCCAAGGCUGACCGGCUGACCCAGGAACCUGAGAGCAUCCGCAAGUGGAGGGAGGAGCAGAAGAAGCGCCUGGAGGAGCUGGAUGCAGCAUCGAAGGUGACUGAGCAGGAAUGGCGUGAGAAGGCCAAGAAGGACCUGGAGGAGUGGAACCUGCGUCAGAAUGAGCAGAUGGAGAAGAACCGGGCAAACAACAGGAUCGCUGACAAAGCCUUUUACCAGCAGCCGGACGCCGAUGUGAUUGGCUAUGUGGCCUCAGAGGAAGCAUUUCUGAAGGAGUCCAAGGAGGAAACCCCGGGCUCUGAGUGGGAGAAGGUGGCCCAGCUCUGUGAUUUCAACCCCAAGAGCAGCAAGCAGAGCAAGGAUGUCUCGCGGAUGCGCUCGGUGCUCAUCUCCCUCAAACAGACGCCCCUGUCCCGCUAGUUGCCGCCUGUCACGGCCUGGAGCGCAGCGGGGCAAAGCCAGGCUCACCGGCGGCUUCGUGGGGCCAGCCCAUGAGGGGCCUCACCCUGCCUGCCCCCUUCUCCCUGGUGUGUGCCUCGGCUGCACUCGAGUCACUGGUUGUAACUCUCCCCAUGGUUUUCCUUUGCUUAAAAGGUGCAUCAGUCUCUUUCUACACUUAUUUAUUACUGUGGCAUUUCCCGGGAAGCGACACUGGGUGGCAGAGCUGAGUUCGGGGGAGAGCCCCCAGCCUGGGCUCUGCGAGAGGUUGUGCCCGGGCGCCUGGCUGGGUGAGAGGGGGAACACAGCGCCCGCUGUUCCCCACCUCAUCCCUGUGCUGGGAAUAAACCUGCCUGCGCCUGUCCUGGUGCUGGGUGAGUGUAGGCAUGGCAGCCCCGCGUCUGGGCCUGGGUCUUAGCCACAGGGCAGUGAUCCUAGUGGGACCCCUGGCACCCGUCUGCCUUUCUGGCGGGGUUUAGAGCAGAGCUGGCUGCGGGGCUGGGAGGGCAGAGGAACAGCCCUGACUCAGCUCCGCAUCACAAGGUCCUGCAGGGAGCGCGGCUGCAGGGCCUGAGGAAUGCAAGUGCAGGCAGCCAGGCUGGGCCGGGACUGCCAGCGGUUGCCCCAAGCCCAGCAGGACUCUCCCCAGCCUGGCUGCACACUCUGAAAAGCUGUCAGGGCUCCGAGCAGCAGUAGCAGUGUCUGUGUCCCGUCUGUCCUGUGGGACUGCUGGUGCCAGGCAGCAUGGUGAUGCAGGGCACCAGGAGGGGCCAUGGGGUGAGUGUGCAGGAUGUUUUCUGUCCCUCCCCCAAGGCCACCAGCAGUUGGGAAUGUGGGGUGCCAGACUUUGGGGGCCCUUGGCUCUGCUCUGCUCCUUUCCCUGCUACUAGGAUGGGAGGCAGAGGCUGUGUGCUUGCAGGGAAGCAGGUAGGAAGGUCCAGCUGCUGUGGGGCAGGUUGAGCCUCCGGCUCCCUAACCCAGGGGCCCAGAGCAGGAUUGGGCAGUUCUGGUGCUGGGGUUUGUGCCGUCCCUGGACAACAAGCCGCGCGUCUGUCUGCAGCUGCUCUGUGGGCUCCUCUCUGGUCCCUGCUGGAUUUGCACACCUAAGGCAGUGUGGUGAGAUGCCGCAGUUGCGCUCCCUGCCCUACAAGGCACAAGCUUUCUUGCCCAAACACCAGCUUUCUCUCUUUUGCUUGGUGGGACCAGCAACCAGCCCCUCUGGCUCGGAGUCCCAGCCCUUGAAACAUGCAGAACUCCAGCUAGCAGGAGAGGGGGAGGCCUGUGUGCACUGUGCCAUGUUUCUGGCCCACUGGGGGCUUGGGAAGAGCUUGCAGCAGCACGCUGGGGGGACAUGCAGCAAAGCCCACAAAACAUUUGCUUGAGCCUCACUGCAGAGCCCUGCUCAGCUGAUAAAGCAAGUGUGCAGAGCUGUGCUGGCCUGCAGCUAUGGCUCUGCGAGUCAGGAAGGUCACCUGCCCUGCUGCUGCAGCCCUCGCGGGGUGCUCUGGGGCAGGGGCUCAGCAGCGGGCUGGAAAGGGAAAUGGGUGCGUGGGGAGUCACUUGGUGUUGUGUGCUGGGAUCGCGCCCCCUUGUCUGUAGGGCUGAUCACUCCUACGCUGUCCCCCUGCGCUCCAGCACGCAUAGGCAGCUCUGCUGCAGCGCAGGAUGGACGCCAAUGCAGGAUACCUCGGGAUUUGGCUGCCUGCCUCUCCCUUUCACUGCAGAGCAACGGGAAGCGCUGGGGGUAGGAGCGCCCCUCGCGCUCUGUCCCUCUGGCUCCGCAGGCAGCUGAGCCCCUGGGUCCCCCAGCUGCUGUGCCCCUCAUGUCAGGCAGGGGCAGCCAGCUCCCGAGGAGCCGUGCCCACAGCUGUUCUACAUCCCCUCGGCUUUGGUAUCUGUGACUGUUCAAAUUACCUGUGACAAUAAACCACAUCUACAAUC
Messenger RNA from Chroicocephalus ridibundus (black-headed gull), 2659 nucleotides. RefSeq names its product clathrin light chain B (gene CLTB). The record is from RefSeq and is a predicted model, not a curated record. NCBI's taxonomy places the organism in Eukaryota, Metazoa, Chordata, Aves, Charadriiformes, Laridae. Gene Ontology annotation, cellular component: clathrin coat of coated pit; postsynaptic endocytic zone cytoplasmic component; clathrin coat of trans-Golgi network vesicle. The transcript is spliced from 6 exons. Gene Ontology annotation, biological process: intracellular protein transport; clathrin-dependent endocytosis. The coding region runs from base 14 to 700 and encodes 228 amino acids. Gene Ontology annotation, molecular function: clathrin heavy chain binding; structural molecule activity.